Messenger RNA from Rhizophagus irregularis DAOM 181602=DAOM 197198, 938 nucleotides. The record is from RefSeq and is a predicted model, not a curated record. NCBI's taxonomy places the organism in Eukaryota, Fungi, Glomeromycota, Glomeromycetes, Glomerales, Glomeraceae.
AAAUAAUAUUUGUAAAAAAUAUGGUAUUAUAAUGGUUAGAUUGCUUAUUUUUGGGAAAUUUGUGAAGUCACACACCUAUUUAUCUUAAUAAAAAUCUUACGUAGAGCUAUUAUAAAAAUUUCGACCUUUCUUGUUACCUAUAUAUGGCAGCUCGGGUACUAACAUCGUUAUACAAACCGACUUCAGAAUCUGUUUUUACCCCUAGGUUUCAAAUUAUGUACGAAUGUAACGGUAAUUAAAGUCAUAAAGACCAAAACACUUCACAUUCGACGUCUCAAGCCUCUUAUAAUUGAUAUUGACUUCUUUUUAACGGUCAAAUUUUCAUCACGAUCUGCAUGAUAAAAUCUGCCAACAGGAUUCCUAGUUGCGCCACAUACUUAGUGAAUUAUAAUAAUAAUGUGAUGAUUUUCUGUGAGGUUCGUCAUUGCGAAUUUAUAGGAACGAUUCUACUGUCGGAGUUAACGUUUCAAAAUUUAUAUGAACUUCAUAUGGGCGGAUUUGACUCACUUGAUCAAGUGGGCCAUAUUUAUGCCGAUCACUUUUGCCAAGAAACCUGCAUUGAUUGCAUUCCAUGCAUAAAUACCCUAAUAAAGGCUAACAAGAAAAAUGUAAAAGAUGAAUUACAUAAUUUUUGUGUCUAGAUUUUGUUAAAAAAAGUAUUCUCAAUAGUACUUCUUUCUCAUCGUUAUUGUUUAAUAUUUCUUCUGAAAUAUUACUAGUUGAAAUAAAAAAUAAUAUAACAUUAUUCGUUUCAAUAUUAAUCUGAUUGAUUAAUGCAACUCGGUGGCUUUUGAACAGGAUGCAUGUUUCAAUAAACAUCUUUUCUUGAUCUCCGAAAUUCCGAUAAGUCCGAUAAGUGUAAAUUAACCAAAAAAGUUUAAUUUAUCAAACUUAUUUUACAAAACACGUGAUAAUGUAUUCACUUAUAAAUACGCACG